This is a messenger RNA of Saprolegnia diclina VS20, 418 nucleotides long. RefSeq lists its product as hypothetical. Lineage: Eukaryota; Oomycota; Saprolegniomycetes; Saprolegniales; Saprolegniaceae. The record is from RefSeq and is a predicted model, not a curated record. The transcript has a single exon. The coding region runs from base 51 to 314 and encodes 87 amino acids.
UCGGGAGGUCACAGCAGUCACUUUGCUUUUGGCCACAAAACGCACACGAGAUGCCUCGCCAAAUGACGCCGACGCAGAUCGAAGCCCACCGCCGACGCUACCAAAAGUACUAUGCAAACAAGCGCGACCAGAUCUUGGCCAAGGUCCGUGAGCGCUACGCCGAGAACCGCGAGAAGGAGCAGGACCGCCAGCGGGACAAGUACCUCCGUCGAAAGGCCCAGAAGGCGCGGCGAACGGGCGCGCUGAGCCUCAAGUUUAUCCUCAAAGACACCGCGGCGCCCAACCGGCUCAGUGUGCAGUUUCUGUUGAAUUAGCCAAGGAGUCGGAGAGGACGCAUUAUAUUUUUGUCCUCGUGUAUAGUACUAUCGUAACCACGACAUUAGAUAAGUGUGGAAGAAUCAAUUCGUUGUUCAUGCCU